AUGAUUAAUAAAAUAACUGAGUAAUCUAACAAUAAUGGUCCUCGCCAAACUAGAAGUCUGACAAAGGCUUCUCCAACAUCUAAACGAAGUAGAGAAAGCGAACUCAUUUAUUUGAGUAAAGUCACUGCCUUCAGUCAGUUGAAAAAUUAUCAAAUUGAUUACAUCUAUAGAUCUAUUAAAAGCGUGGAAUUCACUAGGGGCCACUUAAUUUUCUAAGAAGGAUAGAAAUGCGAUGCUGUGUAUGUGAUCAAAUAAGGUGAAAUAGAAAUAUUUAAAAAGGAACCAAUUAAUCAAUAGAUUGAAUAAUAUUACCAAUUAAAUAAAAAAAAGUUUGUUCAUCAAAUGAUCAAAGUCCUUGGAGAACAAACUGCCUUUGGAGUUGGAGACAUUGUGACUGGAAUCUAUUCAAUUAAUGCUAGAGUGAGUUCUCAUUUUGCAGAAUUAUAUAUGAUUAAAGUACAAGACUAUAAACGAAUACUUGAUAUGGAACCUUAAAUCAAAUUGCUACAAUAGGAAAGCGAAAACAUGGACAACCUUGAAGUCAUACCAAAAUUUUAAUUGCCAUCUCUCUACGAUUCUGUUAAGGCAUCAUAAGCCUAAAAACAAGAGAUUUAAUAUCUAAGGAAAGUAAGGAAAGGCAUCACCUACCUCAUCCCAUAAGCCCAAGGAACAGAUGUAAUGAAGAAUUCUCACAUGGAUUAAAGUCUAGAAGAAAUCUAUAAAAAGUCUGUAAUAUUACAUCAGAAGAUGCUCCCCAAUUAUUAACAAGUUGAUUUAGAAAACCCUUUGAUUUAAGGGUAAGAAAUAAUAAAUGAUAGAUUACUAUUAAAUAAAAUCAUUUAGAAAGAAUAUACUAUAAGAUUUACAAAAGAAUCCCCUCGAACUAAUAAAAUGAUGCAGCAGAGUGUUAUUUCAACAUCCAAUAGUCCAAUGAGCAAGAAACUAUAAUUAAUAUUUCAAAAGGAUAAAAAAGUGAAAUAAAAUUAAACCGUAAAUGAGGUUUCGCAUCGAGAAAAAAUGAAGAUAAUAUAAGAUACAUCCCCACAUUCUAGUUCAUUUCGAUCUGCAAGACUUGAUACGGGUAGAUCGACAUUUCAUGCCACUCCAAUAUUUGAUUAACAUGAUCCAAUUAGACUCAAAUAGUUUAUACCAACAGAGCUCUUCCCUAUUUAUUGCCAUUUAAUCAAACCAGACAAUCAAGAAAUAAGCUGA
Messenger RNA from Paramecium tetraurelia, 1212 nucleotides. RefSeq lists its product as uncharacterized. The record is from RefSeq and is a predicted model, not a curated record. The transcript has 2 exons. NCBI's taxonomy places the organism in Eukaryota, Ciliophora, Oligohymenophorea, Peniculida, Parameciidae.